Messenger RNA from Pundamilia nyererei, 613 nucleotides. Its product is annotated as steryl-sulfatase-like. The transcript has 5 exons. Lineage: Eukaryota; Metazoa; Chordata; Actinopteri; Cichliformes; Cichlidae. Gene Ontology annotation, molecular function: arylsulfatase activity. The record is from RefSeq and is a predicted model, not a curated record. The annotation marks the transcript as partial.
AUGCCUGAGGAAUGGAGAGUUUUGAAGAACAAGGGUGGAAAAUGGCACCUGGGCCUGAACUGUGAGAGCCGUGACGAUCACUGCCACCACCCUAACAACCACGGCUUCAAUUAUUUCUUCGGUAUCCCUCUGACUAACCUGAGGGACUGCCAGCCUGGACAUGGCACCAUUUUCCAGUUCCAUAAAUAUUUGCCAUACAGAACAAUGGGCAUCGUUUUGCUCACUACAGUUGUGCUGCACUACAGCGGGGUCAUCGGCAGAAGCAUUGUGGAGCAGCCAUAUAAGUCUGAAAACAUGACACAGAGGAUGGUCCACGAGGCAGUGGACUUCAUAGAGCGAAAUUCAAACAGGCCUUUCCUGCUCCUUUUCUCUUUCCUCCAAGUCCACACAGCCAUCUUUGCUUCAGCAGCUUUCAGAGGAACGAGCCGCCACGGUAUCUACGGGGACGCUGUGCAGGAGGUGGACUGGAGUGUGGGUCAGCUCAUGGAGAUGCUGGACAGACUCAGCUUGAGAGGAAAAACUCUUGUUUACUUGACUUCAGAUCAAGGGGCUCAUCUGGAGGAAAUCUCUGCCAGAGGCGAUGUCCACGGGGGAUCGAACGGAAUAUAUAAAG